AUGUCUUCAACUCAAAACACUAAAAUUCCAACCUAUCGUUUGCUUGGUAACUCUGGUCUCAGAGUAUUCCCACUCUGUUUAGGAGCCAUGCACUUUGGCUAUAAUGAAACAUUCUCCAAUGCAUUUGGUAUUGGCAGUUCCGAUGAAGAAAGUGAGAAGAUUUUCUUAAAGUACAUUCAAUUGGGAGGUAAUUUCAUUGAUACUGCCAAUAUUUACUCAUUAGGUAGCAGUGAAAUCUUGAUCGGUGAAUUGAUCAAGAAGCACAACAUUGAUCGUGAUACCUUGGUAAUUGCUACAAAAUACUCUGGACCAACUCCAGGUGUUACUGGUCCAAAUGCUGCAGGAAAUAAUAAGAAAAAUCUGUUCAAAGCUGUUGAUGAUUCAUUGAAGAGAUUGCAAACUCAUUAUAUUGAUUUAUUAUAUGUCCACUUUUGGGAUUUCACUCUUGAUGUUACUCAAUUGGUUCGUUGGUUGGACGAAUUGGUUAAGAGUGGUAAAGUUCUUCAUGUUGCCAUCAGUGACACCCCAGCAUGGAUUGUCUCUAGAGCCAAUACCUAUGCUGAACAAAACGCCCUCACUCCAUUCACAGCCUAUCAAGGAAGAUAUUCACUCGUUGAUCGUGGCCAAGAUCAAGAUGUAAUUCCAAUGAGCAAGGCAUUGAAUAUUGCAACUGUGCCAUGGGGAAUUGUUGGACAAGGUAAAUUGACUGGUGUUAGAACUCGUGAAUCAGAUCAAGAUGCCAAGAGAAAAUUUGUGGAAAUUAGUGAACAAGACGCCAAAGUUCAACAAGUUGUAUUUGAUAUUGCUAAAGAAAUUGGUCGUUCUCCAACUCAAGUAGCUAUUAAUUGGGUUUUGGGAAGAACCACUAGUCCAAUUCUUGGUACUAGAACUUUGGAACAAUUUGAAGAUGCUGUCAAAAGUCUUGAAUUUGAAUUGAGUCAAGAACAACUUGAAAGAUUGAACAAGGCAAGUGAAAAUUCACCAGCUGUCAUUUUCCCUCACAGUUUUAUUGGAAAUAGUUUUGAUACUAAUCGGUGGUUGUUCCUUGGAGGUGAUAAGACUUACAAUAUUACAAAUUAAAGUUGAAUCUUUGUAAAUAAAAUAUAUUGAUGAGGAAGAGCCUUCGCCAAUAUAUGAUUUGAUUU
This is a messenger RNA of Naegleria gruberi, 1145 nucleotides long. Its product is annotated as oxidoreductase. The record is from RefSeq and is a predicted model, not a curated record. NCBI's taxonomy places the organism in Eukaryota, Heterolobosea, Eutetramitea, Acrasida, Naegleriidae. The transcript has 5 exons. The coding region runs from base 1 to 1080 and encodes 359 amino acids.